AUGGCUAACGUCCAGCGAAUUAUCAUCUCGCUGAUGGUCCUUUUGACCGCGACCUUCUUGUUCAUGGGUCAGACUGCUCAAGCUGCAAAGGGCCCCAAGAUCACUCACAAGGUCUACUUCGACAUUGAACACGACGGCCAGCCUCUGGGGCGAAUCGUCAUGGGUCUCUACGGCAAGACCGUACCAAAGACCGCAGAGAACUUCCGGGCACUGGCUACAGGCGAGAAGGGCUUUGGCUACGAAGGCUCGACGUUCCACCGAGUCAUCAAGCAGUUCAUGAUCCAGGGCGGUGAUUUCACAAAAGGAGAUGGCACAGGUGGAAAGUCGAUCUAUGGGAACAAGUUUGAGGACGAGAACUUCAAGUUGAAGCACACUAAGAAGGGCUUGCUGAGCAUGGCCAAUGCAGGAAAGGACACCAAUGGGUCGCAAUUCUUCAUCACUACAGUGGUUACAAGCUGGCUGGAUGGCCGCCACGUCGUUUUCGGCGAAGUGCUCGAGGGCUACGACGUCGUGGAGCAGAUUGAGAAUGUUCCAAAGGGAUCAGGCGACCGUCCAGCCAAACCGGUCAAAAUCGCAAAGAGCGGAGAACUUGAAGUCCCGCCUGAAGGUAUCCACAACGAAUUGUAG
Messenger RNA from Cladophialophora carrionii CBS 160.54, 627 nucleotides. RefSeq names its product peptidyl-prolyl cis-trans isomerase B. Gene Ontology annotation, biological process: protein peptidyl-prolyl isomerization; protein folding. The transcript has 3 exons. The record is from RefSeq and is a predicted model, not a curated record. The coding region runs from base 1 to 627 and encodes 208 amino acids. Gene Ontology annotation, cellular component: endoplasmic reticulum; fungal-type vacuole. Gene Ontology annotation, molecular function: peptidyl-prolyl cis-trans isomerase activity. Lineage: Eukaryota; Fungi; Ascomycota; Eurotiomycetes; Chaetothyriales; Herpotrichiellaceae.